AUGAUUGGCGUAAUCGCACCAUAUCUUACAAAAUUUCAUCGAAACUAUCAGUCGAACGAUGUCAUUGAUCGGAUCAAUUAUCAGUACACUACGAUAAUUAUUGCACUUAUUGCAUUCACUCUAGCAGCUACUCAGUAUGUUGGUAAACCGAUUCAGUGUUGGGUACCUGCGCAAUUCACUGGAGCAUGGGAAAAAUACGCUGAAACUUAUUGCUUUAUCAAAGGAACUUAUUAUAUGCCUUUGGAUGAUCAAAUACCACAGGAAUAUUCACAUAGAGACGAUUCGGUCAUCGGAUAUUAUCAGUGGGUUCCAGUUGUUUUAGCAUUACAAGCAUUUCUCUUCUACUUCCCGUCUGUUGUAUGGCGUAUGUUUAAUAAUCGUACAGGCAUUAAUGUGAAAGGAAUUUUAAAUUCUGCGGCAUUAGUCAAAAAAAAGUUUGAUAAAUCAUCUCGUCUUGCGCAGGUGCAGAAUGCUGCAAAUCAUUUACGUGAUGCAUUAGAUAUGCAACAAAAUCUUCGAACAGGAACAUUUGAUUGUCAUCAAUUUGGUAAACGAAGUGGAAUUUACCUAGUUGUAUUGUACCUUUUUACAAAAGUUUUGUAUGUGGUGAAUGUAAUAUUACAAUUCGUCAUUCUUAAUGCUUUUCUUGGACCACAAUAUAGUUUCUGGGGUGCAGGUAUUCUUUCGGAUAUUUGGAAUGGAAAAGAAUGGAGCGAAUCAGGACAUUUUCCUCGGGUUACUAUGUGCGACUUUCAUGUUCGUGUUUUGGGCAAUAUUCAUCGCUGGACUGUGCAGUGUGUUCUGAUGAUUAAUAUGUUUAAUGAAAAAGUUUACAUUUUCUUAUGGUGGUGGUUUGUACUGAUUGGAAUCUUAUCAGUAUUGUCAUUACUCUAUUAUUUGCUUGCCUUAGUACUUACACCAAAUCAACGACAGUUUGUAACUCGUUAUCUACGGUGCGCUGGUGUUAUACAAGAUUUUAAAGAUGCAAAAACGGAAAAAUAUGUUCAUGAUUUUACCAGAAAGUUCUUGAGACCAGAUGGUGUCUUCAUCUUGCGUCUUAUACAGACAAAUGGUGGUGAUUUACUUGUCGGUGAAAUAGUUAACGUAAUGUUUGAACGUUAUAAAGCUCAUAUGGAAAACAGAACCUGUGAAGAAGAUAAAUCGGAAACACCAGCUGUUACCGAUAGUCCAUACUCGGAUGGCAAUGACAGUACGUUGGAAAGAUAA
This is a messenger RNA of Thelazia callipaeda (thelaziosis nematode), 1227 nucleotides long. The record is from the annotation of a GenBank genome assembly. Lineage: Eukaryota; Metazoa; Nematoda; Chromadorea; Rhabditida; Thelaziidae.